AUGAUAACAAUACUCAGCGGAUUUUGCUUAUUAUACAAUGCUCAUUUAAUAUUUUAAUGGGACUAUAAAAUAAUCAUUAUCUAUUGCUGCGUAUCCUCCUUCACAAUAAUGGUACAUAAAUUACUUAAAAGUAGAAAGUAUAACAAUUAAUUAUUAUAGUCUUUCCCAAUACUGUUGUUUUAAUAUUUUUGAAAGUUUACUUUUAAUAUCCUAUUUACUUUCCAUAGUAUAUUAUAUAGAGAUAGAGAAAGUGAAUAUUAAUUUCAUUUCUUAUGCUCAACUUGUUUUACAAUUCUUGAUUUUAUCAGUCACAGUUCUUGUGAAUAGAAGUACAUCAGAUAGUGAUACUUUAGAUUAAUCAUUUUAGAUUUAAGAGAUUGUAAAUUGAUUAUAAAUUUUUAGCUAAUAGCUGCAUUUAAAAGUAUCAGUGCUCUUCAACUUGUAUUUGUAAGUCUUAGGAUAACAGAACAAAUAACUUGGGGAUGGAUUUAAACAUUAAUUAUUAUAUGGUUUCUUCUUGGAUUGUCCUUUGUAAUAGCCAUAUGUUUAUUAAUUGAUAUACUAUAAAAAUGCAGAAAUAAAUAAGAUGGUAUUGAAGAAGAUAAAAAAUCAAUUAUUAGUUAAAUUAAUAUAUAUAUUUAAGUUUAAGGAGGAAUUUGGUUAAAUUUGAUUUCAUUUGGAAUCACUCUAGUACCAUUUACAACACUAUUUGGAUGUGCAUUAAAUUAUGAUUUUAAAGUUAUCUAAUUAAAUUAAUAUGCAUUUGGAUUAACUAUUCUAUAUUAUCUACUAUAAUUAGCUUAUUUUUAUAAGUUUAAAUAAAAACUAAUGUAAGAAAUCAUUAAUAAUAGAGUGAUUACUUUUUAUAUUAUGAUAUGGCUUAGAGCAAUCUAUAUGUUGAAUAAUAAAUAUAAUAAAUAAAUUAAAAUCAAAAUUAAAUUGAAAAUAGAAUAUAACUGAAAUUGAAAAGAAUGCAUAAAAUAAGUAUAUCUAAAGUACCUUAAUUCAUGGUUAAAUUAUCAUAAACUUAUUAUAAAUGUGCAUAGAAUAGUGAUUAAUAACAUAAAUCAUCUAUUAUUAUGCAACAAAAUAAAUAAAAUUAAAUAGAUAAUAAAUAUUAAGUGAAUGAUGAUGAUUAAUCAAAAAGAUUUGAUAUAUUAUUAUCUAGUCCAAGAUAAAGAUUAGAAAUUAGUUCAAGUUUAGGAUAAGAUUUAACAAGUAGAAAUUCUGAUAAAAAGUAAUUCGAAGAUUAAUCUUAAAUUAAAUAAGAAUAAUAGAAUCAAAAUUCUUAAAAAUUAUGUUUAGUAUGUUAUGAAAAAGAAAGUAAUAUGAUUAAUAUGCCAUGUGGUCAUGGUGGAUUUUGUAAAGAAUGUUGUGAGUAAUUGUUAAGCAAAAGUGAACUUUGUUACUUAUGUAGAAAACCUGUUACUCAUAGUUUACAUAUCUAGGAAGUUCAAAAUAGAGAGAGUUUAGUAGAAGUAAUUGAAGUUUUAGAACAAUAAAAUUACUGA
Paramecium primaurelia is the source of this 1511-nucleotide messenger RNA. Lineage: Eukaryota; Ciliophora; Oligohymenophorea; Peniculida; Parameciidae. The record is from the annotation of a GenBank genome assembly.